AUGCGCUCCCGACUCCUGGUGCGCUUCUUGGCCGCUCUGCUGCUGACCUGGCCCGGGCUCACCUUCUUCGGGCGCCGCGGCCAGAGCUCGUCCGAUGCCGUGGAUGCUCUGGUGAAGGAUCUCCAGGCCCUGGGCAGCGCCGGGCAGGAUGCAGCCAACAUGGCUUCAGCCUUGCUCGGGGGCCUUCAAGAUUCCAAGCUGUUGGCAGACAGCAGCUACGACGCGCGUCGGCGAGUUGCAAAGUUCAAGAUCGCAGGAGGCGGCGCGACAGGGGAGUUCUUCCCAGACCUCCGGAUCUGGCUCCAGGUUCAGCUGGACAAGAAUUUGAGAAUCAGCUGGGAGAAGGCUAGAUCCGGAGCUGUUGUCCUCCACUUCUCUGGCCUCUCUUUUGCUCCCCUUCCGGGAGCACAGGAGCUUUAUUUGAAGGCCGGCUUGGACUCUUUUACGUGCCCUUCCAUCAAGUCCGUGAACCAGGAGGAGUAUUACCAGUGCCACCUCAAAAAGGCACUCGUGAUGGAAGAAUUCUGGAAAGCGAACCGGACUCAAAUCCCGAAGAACCUGCAGCACCAGUUUGCUUUCAUCGGAGACAACACGGUGAUUUCCCACCUCUCGGAACAACUUGGGCAUGGGUUUGGCUGGUCCAUGCUCCUGGUCUUGUCUGCACCCCCGUCGACGGUAGAAACCCUCGAAUUCUCGGAGAACGGCGUGCGAGGAACCUCUAUUCACGACAAGAACCAGGCUGGCGCCAAGCUCUCAGCGAAGCAUGGCUUCAAAGACCUGAGCCUCAACAUCGCUAGGCCUCUGGUCGGAGACUCGCGCUUUGGUGGGUUCGUUCGCUCCGUGGGUGAGCGGAUAAUGCCAGUGGCUUGCAACUUCGGCAUCCUUUGUUCGGUCGGAGAGCCCCGAUGGCGCUCGAAAGGAAUUCGAGGAGCCGACCCGAAAGUGGUCGCGAGCAUGUUCCGCCGUCGCGGCACCAAGGGCCCGAACGGCGAGGAGGGCUGCCUGACGUGGAAGUCGAAGAAGCGGCGGCUCGUCCGUGCGCUGCAGCAGCCCAAGGCAAUUCUACUGGAAGGCCCGCCAGGGCUUGGAAAAACGGCUACUGUCCAAGCUCUUGCAAAAGCCACCAAGCGGCGUCUGUUGCGGAUCAAUUUGUCUGAGCAGACGGACCUUUUGGAUCUGCUGGGUUCCGACUUGCCGAUGCCGGGCAGCGAGGUGGCAGCUUUCCGCUGGAGCGAUGGAGCCCUCCUUCGAGCGCUAAAGCGUGGAGAUUGGGUCCUGCUUGAUGAGAUCAACCUGGCACCACAGGCCACAUUGGAGGGCCUCAAUGCCUUGCUGGACCAUCGCAGAGAGGUCUUCUUGCCCGCCAUUGGCCAGACGGUGUCUGCUCAUGCAGGCUUCAGGCUUUUCGCCGCUCAGAAUCCGGUAGCGACCGGAGGUGGACGGAAAGGGCUGCCAAGAUCAUUCCUGAACCGCUUUACUCGUGUCGUGCUUUCUCAGCUGUCACCAGAAGAUCUGCGUCACAUUUGCGAGCAUGCCCAUGGCAGCGCUCUGGGAAAGGAAGUGGUGGACCAGACGGUCCGACUGGUCGAGGAGCUUCAGUUGGCAUCGCAGGGUGCAAGUGAAGAAGGCGGGAGGCCCUUCGAAGCACAGCUGGACUUUGAUUGGAAUCUGCGCGAUGCCUUGCGACUUUGCGAGCUUUUGCGUGCGAAGGCACCUUUGGCCCAUCACUGCCAGGCCUCUGCGGAGCUUCUCUUUGUGUCCCGUCUUCGCUGUGACAUGGAUCGUGAUGUGGCACGGCGCGUGAUCUCCAGGAUCUUUCCGCCUCGCCCGGCGAGCUUCGGAGCCGAAAGAGAGAAGGACGGGGCAGCAGCUGAUCGGAAGGCAAUCGCUCAGUGA
Messenger RNA from Symbiodinium sp. CCMP2592, 1896 nucleotides. Lineage: Eukaryota; Dinophyceae; Suessiales; Symbiodiniaceae. The record is from the annotation of a GenBank genome assembly.